Solea solea (common sole) is the source of this 681-nucleotide messenger RNA. It is a transcript of the gene il11a, whose product is annotated as interleukin 11a. The record is from RefSeq and is a predicted model, not a curated record. The transcript has 5 exons. Gene Ontology annotation, biological process: positive regulation of MAPK cascade; positive regulation of cell population proliferation. Lineage: Eukaryota; Metazoa; Chordata; Actinopteri; Pleuronectiformes; Soleidae. The coding region runs from base 79 to 681 and encodes 200 amino acids. Gene Ontology annotation, molecular function: cytokine activity; growth factor activity. Gene Ontology annotation, cellular component: cytoplasm.
GACAGUUUCCGGAGUUCAAUUUAUUUAUUAAUUUCCUAUUUAUUUAUUUAUCCACGUUCCUCUCGGACCCGAACCAAUAUGAAAUUGCUGCUCGACUCCUCCUCAUCGCUCCUCUUCUCGCUGCUAUUGGCUCAGCUGCCAGUGUUCACCUCUGCCUCUCCAGUGCCACAGCGGCGGACCACUGACAUGGAUAAACUGUCCAAUCAGACCAAACAUCUGAUGAAGCUCACCCAAGAACUGCUGAGGGAGCAUGCGUUUGACUCAGACGUGGAGCCCCACAGGUUCAGGUCUCUGCCAGAAAUGAGCAACAGGUCAGCCAAUGACCUCAACAAUCUUGAGCUGAAGCCCACACUGUCUCAGCUGCAUGCCGACCUGAAGCUGUAUGAACACCACUUUGAGUGGCUGAACAAAGUUUCAAAGAAGCACCAUCAUCCUGCAGUGCCCAAGCUGGUGGACAUGAUCAGGGAAAUGAAAUCCCUCAUAAACCUGCUGCACCGUCAGAUGCUGAGAGUGGACGCACCAAAGCUGUCCCCAGCGACCCCUUCUCUCCCCCCUCACCUCCCCUACCAGUUUGAUGUCCUGCAGUCCAGCCAUGAGCUUCUUCAACACUUCAAGCUCUUCUGUGACUGGGCCUACAGAGCAUUCAUCAGCCUCAAGCCCAAAGUCACUAUAGUACAAUGA